Messenger RNA from Bacidia gigantensis, 2640 nucleotides. RefSeq lists its product as uncharacterized. The record is from RefSeq and is a predicted model, not a curated record. The coding region runs from base 1 to 2640 and encodes 879 amino acids. Gene Ontology annotation, cellular component: mitochondrial outer membrane. Gene Ontology annotation, molecular function: GTP binding; GTPase activity. The transcript has 5 exons. NCBI's taxonomy places the organism in Eukaryota, Fungi, Ascomycota, Lecanoromycetes, Lecanorales, Ramalinaceae.
AUGUCAUUCGUCGUAGACCACAUCCGUAAUAUAGACAAUCAGCUUGAUCGCAUUCAUCUUGCGAGACAGCAGGGAUCUCAUCACAUUCCACCAGAACUACAUACAGCCUCACAAUCUUCGCGGGAAAGCGAGAGCCAUGAAAGUGAGGAUGGUGACCCGGAACGACUUCUGCAGCUACAAGUGGCGCUCAAGGCUUUCGGUACUCUGGCUUCAGCCAAGACAACUGUGGCCCCAAAUGCCCUGAUUGGCCUACUUGAAGGUGCACAAUUGCUAAGUAGCCCCACCAGUCGUAGCAGCAAUCCAGGCCAUCAAAAUCCGACGCCAUCAGGGCAGGAGGAGGAAUUGCAAUGGCUGCUAGUGAGCAAAGCCACCACGCAAGCCUACGGCUUGAUCUUGGAUAUGCUCCUGGACCAGACAAUCCCCCUGAGCCAAGACAUGUACUACUGGAGCCAAGUCCUGGGCUCUGCUCGUUUCACUGGUCUCUAUACCCUCCAGACCUCGCCCUUACGUAUAUGGCAAUGGACAAAAGACAUAUACCUCGACGCUCGGGAGAGGUUACAAAGGACUCGCAGUGAAACAGCCGACGACACUUUUCAGAAUUCAAUAUCACAAGAAUGGAAACAGUUUUAUGGCCUCGUCCAAGAUAGCAUUCGGGAACGGUCGCUUGCUGACAUGCAGUCAAAAUUCAUGACACCAUUUACGAAAUGUCAGAUGGAAGCAAGAUCUAAGUUCAAGCGCCUUCGCAGAUUUCGUGAUUUGAGUGCAACCGGCCUCGGCGUUCUACUCGAUGAAGGGAUGAUGUUCGAUACCCGCGACGAGGAGUCAAUUUCUUCAAAGGCAGUUCAAGGUGAUGACAACGAGGAAUGGAAGACAGUCGUAUCUAAGAGUGUAACAUUGAUGGAAUCUAUCCUUCGAAAUAUGACUCUCCUGGAGCGACCACCCGCCGAGUUUGAAGAGACUGUCUUUAUGAACGUUGAUGAAGAGAACGGGACAAGCCAGGAGGAUGACUCUGAAAGAAGUUCGAAACCAGUCGCGCUCGCUUACCGGUUGCAAAAGCUGCUAGACGAGCAAAUUCCGGCACAUAUACGAGCUUCCAGAGGGAUAGUAUCACAAUACGGUAGACCCUCGCGCCUGGUACGGUUUUGGCUUCCAGGGAUUGUCCUCUUACUUUCAUCAAGCACUUUGCUUCGUAUCUUUGUGCAUCGUAGGGCCGAGAUAAUCGAAUGGAUCCGGGAUGUUGGUACAACCACUGUGGACUUCUGGUACAACUGGGUUGUUGAGCCGGUCAAGAAAGUCAUUGGCACAAUACGGCACGACAAGGACAGCGAAAUUGCUAUUAUGAGCAAAGAGAGUCUUCAAGGAGACAGAGCUAGCCUAGAAAGAAUGGUUGUCGAAUUCGUGACCGACAACCCCUCACAUUUAGCUGGCGGUCAACUUACGGAUGCUAAAAUCUUGGAUCUCAGAGCCAGAGUCAACGAGGGGGACAUUACACCCGUGCUCCGAGCGUAUGAGAAGGACCUGCAACAUCCUUUCAGGGGGACCAUUCGAGGUGACUUGGUACGAGCCUUGUUGAUUCAGAUUCAGAAGACCAAAGUGGACGUUGAAAUUGCAAUGCGAGGAAUCGACAAUCUUUUGAAAAGUCAGGAGCUUGUCUUUGGCUUCGUUGGGCUUACACCGUCACUCCUAAUCUGUCUCGGGAUUGGUAGCUGGUUUAGCAGUACCAUGGCUGGACGCCGAGGGAGAGGUCAAAGUCGUAAACAUGACAGUAUGAUACAGGGGUUGCGAAAUGUUGACCGAAUCCUGAGCGCUGCGCCUUCGGCGAACAAUGGCCUACUUACCUACAAGGAGCAUGGGCUAGUCCUCUGUGAAGCACAUCUUCUACGGCAGCGAGCUCAAACAGCACUACCCAGAGAAAUCCAGCCGGAUUUUCUCGAAGAUCUAGAUGAUCUGAUCGAUCAACGAACAGGCGUUGAAAGACAGCUCAUCCGCGAUCUCCCCUGCAGAUUUCUGCACAACAUGGCUGGCACCAGAAACUAUGAUUUCCUUAUAAAGCUCCUGCUCAUAGGAGACUCGGGCGUGGGAAAAUCCUGCUGCCUCCUCCGAUUCAGCGAAGACUCUUUCACACCGUCAUUCAUCACAACAAUAGGGAUAGACUUCAAAAUCAGGACGAUCGAGCUCGACGGCAAAAGAGUGAAGCUGCAAAUAUGGGACACAGCAGGCCAAGAACGGUUCAGAACGAUUACAACAGCGUAUUACAGAGGCGCUAUGGGGAUACUAUUGGUAUAUGAUGUGACGGAUGAAAGAAGCUUCAAUAACAUCCGAACCUGGUUUUCCAAUGUCGAACAACACGCGAGUGAAGGCGUAAACAAGAUUUUGAUAGGAAACAAAUGCGACUGGGAAGAAAAACGCACUAUCUCCACUGAGCGAGGCCAGCAAUUGGCUGACGAGCUAGGCAUACCUUUCAUGGAAGUAUCAGCCAAGAGCAAUAUCAAUGUCGAAAAGGCUUUCUACAGCCUAGCGGCAGACAUCAAAAAGAGAAUCAUCGAUACUAGCAAGACAGAUCCCGGCCCACAAGGAAGUGGGGUGGAUGUUACAGGGCAGGGGAGCGGGGCUACUGGUUUGAGCGGGAAAUGCUGCUAA